CUUCUUUUCUUUUCUUUCUUGCUUAUUUUUUUUAUUCGCCAUUGCUAUUGCUAUUGCUAUUACCACCACUCCAAGCCGCCGCUACAUCCAUAAACUAACCUUCUAGAAAGUAAACCUUAAGUAAUGGCCAUUUAUUUCACUGGGGCGGAUCUUGUUCUCUUUGCCAUCGCGUUCUUCAUACCUCCACUCGUAAUGGUCUUCAAGCAAGGAUGUGGAUGUGAACUUCUCAUUUGCCUCUGUUUGACCCUUCUCGGACAUAUCCCAGGCGUUGUGUAUGCUUGGUGGGUCAUUUACUCAAACUGCGAGGAUCCUUUGGCGUAUCGCCCGCUCCAUAAUAACAGUCGUCCACCCCUUCGUCCGCAGACUAGUUCUCAACGUAGGACCUAUUGCGAAGUGGCUGCCUCACCUCCACCAAAUGGUACUCUUCCUGAAGCUGGUGUCAUUCACCACUACAAUAGCACUAAGAGCCAAAGUCUAUCCAAAAAAUAAAACAAUCCC
This is a messenger RNA of Lobosporangium transversale, 498 nucleotides long. RefSeq lists its product as hypothetical. Gene Ontology annotation, cellular component: membrane. The record is from RefSeq and is a predicted model, not a curated record. Bases 124 to 489 code for a protein of 121 amino acids. The transcript is spliced from 3 exons. NCBI's taxonomy places the organism in Eukaryota, Fungi, Mortierellomycota, Mortierellomycetes, Mortierellales, Mortierellaceae.